Owenia fusiformis is the source of this 1031-nucleotide messenger RNA. The record is from the annotation of a GenBank genome assembly. Lineage: Eukaryota; Metazoa; Annelida; Polychaeta; Sabellida; Oweniidae.
GAAAUGGAAUGGAACGGUGUAAGCCCAGUGCUACCCUCUUUCAAUUGAAUUAAAAAAAAUCUACAUAAAUGCUGGAAAGAUGGCAUGUAGUAACAAUGAUCAUGAAUAUUCUGACUCGAGCGCUGGUGAAGAUGAAACCCAAAGCCAGAUCCCAAGUGCACAACGUACAUGGGAUAAACUUUUCGAAACAUUGCAGGAACUGCCGAAAGAUGUGUAUAUUGAAAGACUGUUGUCGUUGUGUGAGCACAGUAACCUAUCUAUAGAUGGAUUCAGGGAUUAUCUACUCAUCAGAGCACGAAUGGAACGCUCUGAAACACCUAAAUUCAAGCUGAUAGCAAGGAAAGGUGGACGGAGUGAAGAUCGCAAAAGCAAACUUGCUAGUGAUUGCUACGCACUUUAUCAAUUCACAGAAGGCAAUAGUGUUGCAGACCUCAUGUCAAUAUUUACGAAAACUCCAAUAGUUGACAAUGAACAUACGUCACGCUUCGCUAGAUCAUUUAUUUCAAAUGAUGAUGUUUGCGACCCUGAUUCCAUCAAUCAACAUAGUCAACCGACUACGUCAACCCACUUCUCAAUGAUGGAGACCAUGAUGUCUUAUAUAUUUACAAUUAAAGGAACAUGCGCUGAAAUUUCUCAAACCCUCGAGCUACAAAAUGCUGAAAUUAAAGACCUACAAAAACAAAUUAAGCAAUACAAACAAAGUGAACAAACAAUCAGAGACUGUGAGGCAAAAGCCAAAAAUGAGCUAAAACAUGUAAAAUUACUGUUAAAAGAAAGAGAACACGAAGUCUCUGAAUUUAAAUCCAAAAUGCAAAGUUAUGAAAAUGAUGUUAAACAACGACUAAAUGCUCUUGAAGGAAAAGUCGGAACUGUCCACAAGAAUGUUAAUGAACUUAAGGAUACUUAUUCUCGUAAACGGUUUGUAUCAACUGCUAACCAACAUGAAACAAUGGACGCUACUGAUCCCACGAGUCCAGUGCCUGACAUAUGUACUUCCCCAAAUGACCAUAACAGUAUGUCGUCAUCUCCUC